Molecule: messenger RNA, 2062 nt
Organism: Aspergillus uvarum CBS 121591
Lineage: Eukaryota; Fungi; Ascomycota; Eurotiomycetes; Eurotiales; Aspergillaceae
Exons: 3
Coding region: 1-1836 (611 amino acids)
Source: RefSeq, a predicted model, not a curated record
AUGAGCUCCUUUCAGCUCUUUCCCGCAUCUCCGGAGAGUGGGACCUCCAACAACCCGUUCUUGAAAGGGAAGCGCAGGCAGGCUGGUGGUCGACCGGUGGGAGAUGCGAUCCCUCUCAAGACCCUGGGUAGCAAGGGUGCCGUGACCGAGGGCAUGCUUUUCUGCGUGGACCAAAAUACAGACAACGUCCCAGCGCCUCCAAAGGCCCACGUUGCUCGGCCGUCGCAGUCCUCAUCGUUAGGAACACCCCAGGAGCAUGAUGCACGCCGGAAUGCUUCACAUUCAGAGUCGCCGGCACCGCCUAUGAGGUCCAUGUUUCCACAGUAUAACCCACAGCUACCACUCAACCAGCAAGCAUACUAUCCCCAGGCAUCCGGCCAUACUCCUCGAAAUUACUCAAGACCAAGCAACAUCCUUCUGUCCCCGGCACCGGAGAUUGACCAGGCACUUGGUCCGAAGACGGUGCCUGCGAGUGUGCUAAAUUUCCCUUCGGGGGUGCUGGAUACACCUGAGAUGCGAUACUCGUCCGCGGAGGAGCUGAGAAGUUUGUGGGAAGCGGCCAACGGUCAGAGACCGCAGAAUAUGCCGGAGACAUUCAAUCUACGGCUGCAACGGAGCGGCCCUACGUCAUUUUCCUUCGGCGAACCCACCGCGCCGUUCUACACGAUGCAGAUUGAGCCGAAUGAUGGGAUUUCUCUGACGAGGAUCAACCCAUCCAAGUCCAGCAACAGCGUCCCGAUAAUGACAUUCAAGGUGGAGGAUCGAUCGCGGCGUGAGCUGCGCGGGGACAAUCUGGUAUCGCUACUGCUGCCCCGGCUCGCCGCCGUCCUGGCCCUAGAUCAGGUCGCGGAAAUGGUCAAGGAGCACCAACUGCCCCACCAGGACGCGAUUGAGCUGGAGGCUGAUGCGCUCAAGCGGGUGGCCGAGCAGGAGUCAUGCAAGCUGUUCUGGAAUUCGGCAAAACAUAAUUACGAGCUGCACCAUCCGGCUCUGUGCAAGCAGCCGCCGGCAUUGGUCGGGGCGGCCGGCAUCCCUCUGUCCCCGGUGCGAUCGAAAUACGCCGGGAGCUUGCAGGUGACAGUGUCCAGUGCCUCUGCCGAGUCCCGGUCCAGCCAACCCCCGAUCAUUCUCGUGACCACGCCGGUGUCGGCCAACGCGAUCGAGUCGGCCAACGCGGCGGCGACGCCCCGGACCUCCACGCUGCCGCUGCUGGACUCAGACGAGCCGCUGGCCGCGCUGGAUCUGGGGACGAUGACGCUGUCGAUCUCCGGGGGCUCGACCAUCAACACCGUCCCGUCUCUGUACGCAAUCGACUCCGUGGUCGCGGCGAUGCUGGCCGUCGCCGUGUCGGACGAGGCCACCGGCCCGAUCCUGAAGGAGCUGGUCCUGUACGGAUCCGAGCGGUCCAUCACGCCCUGGGGACAGGGACCGGGAACGUACGGUGGCACGGGCUACCGCGGCGACCUGGUCACGGCGGCGGCGGAGCGGGACGAGGCCCAGAAGGGCAGCCAGCUGUGGUCGACGGUGAAGUCGGCGCUGUCGGUCUCGGAGACGAGCGAGAAACCGACGCGCUGGUACCGGUUCUGGGGCCGCCGCAGGGCCCCCAAACCAAGGAGCCGGAAGAUCGUGGUGGAGGAAUUCGACCUGGAGCGGUAUGGGCGUUACGGGCAGGGCUCGUCGCGCGAGGGCCAGAAGCUGCCGGGGAUCACGCGGGUCAUUCUGCGGGUGGUGUUUUUGGGAUUGGAGGUGGUGGUGCAGCUGUUGACUUGGGCGGUUAAGGUGUUUGCGUGGGUGCUGGUGAACGCCACUCGGUGUGUGACUAGCGAGCGGUUUUGAUUUGGUGAUUCCCUACGAUGGUUCAUGUAGUUCUGUUUGGUACGUGCAUCACGAUUGGAUAAUUCUUUUAAUGACAGGGGAUGCCGCGCAUUCCAUCUUGCCACUCCGGUACAAGUCCCGUCACUAUUUGUGUCUAUUGUCGCCUCUCAAUCGCCUCUCAAUCGCGUCUUUUCCGGGGCUACAUCGCCUCCCAAUCGCCUCUUUUUCGGGGCUAGAAAUGAUUUCA